Dibothriocephalus latus is the source of this 327-nucleotide messenger RNA. Lineage: Eukaryota; Metazoa; Platyhelminthes; Cestoda; Diphyllobothriidea; Diphyllobothriidae. The record is from the annotation of a GenBank genome assembly.
AUGGAAGAGAACUCGGCAGAGGAGUUUGCACUAAGUUUCGCCGUCGAUGCAAAAGAGAGGACCGCCUCUACCGCCUUCUCUGUCUGUGGUGAGAUUGCCUCUGUCUCCUUCCCACUAGCCUCUACCGCCUUCUCUGUCUGUGGUGAGAUCGUCUCUGCCUCUUUCUCGUUAGUCUCUAUCGCCGGCUCUGCCGGCGGUGAGAUCAUCUCUGUCUCUUUAUCGUUAGUCCCUAUCGCCGGCUCUGCCCGCGGUGAGAUCAGCUCUGCCUCUUUCCCGUUAGCCUCUGUCGACGACUCUGCCCGCGGUGAGAUCGUCUCCGCCGCCUUC